This is a messenger RNA of Orbilia oligospora ATCC 24927, 1692 nucleotides long. RefSeq lists its product as uncharacterized. NCBI's taxonomy places the organism in Eukaryota, Fungi, Ascomycota, Orbiliomycetes, Orbiliales, Orbiliaceae. Gene Ontology annotation, molecular function: protein binding; snoRNA binding. Gene Ontology annotation, cellular component: small-subunit processome. The record is from RefSeq and is a predicted model, not a curated record. The transcript has 3 exons. Bases 1 to 1692 code for a protein of 563 amino acids.
AUGUCUUCAUUCUUCACUGCCCCCGCUUCACAGCGGAAGCGCAAGCGAUCGGGCACAGAUACUCCAGCAAAUUCGUCUCGAAAAGCAUCUGGAACAGCGAAGCCACCUUCGAAGAAGCGACAGGUCCGCGACGAAGAGAUAUCGAGUGAUGACGAUGAUUCGAUUGAUUCCGCAAGCAUAGCCUCAGCUGAAGAUAGUGACGAUGAAUCGAUUCUGGGAGAGACAGAGGCCGAAAAGCGACUACGUUUGGCACAGCAGUAUCUUGAUAAUCUACGAACUGAGACUGAAGAACACGGUUUCGACGCUGCGGAUAUUGAUCGCGAUCUCAUUGCCGAACGUCUAAAAUCUUCAGUCGCAGAAACACACGGCAAACUCUACCGCCAUAUUGCGACUUCACUCUCCUUCUCCACCUCUUCACCAAUCCAAUUCCGUCAUGCAUUUCAAGCCACCACAUCCGUAGCAAUCUGCCAUCCUUACAUUUACACAACCACAAAAGACGUCGCUUUGAUCAAAUGGAAAUUUCCAACUUCAGUCUCCUCACGCGCUCAUGGCAGUUCGGAAACUGUAUCGCAAGAAGAAGAGGGGUUGAAACCUAAACAAAUCCGCUGCGUAAGAGGCUCGCGCACCCGUGAGAACCGCCCAACAGACGCAACAUACCAAGGCCAUAUCGACACCAUCCUGUGCGUUGCAGCUUCACCGGACGGGAAGUACGUAGCGACAGGUGGGAAGGAUUCGCGCAUAGUAGUCUGGGAUGCGGAGACUUUAAAACCGUUGAAAGUUUUCAAGCACCAUAGAGAUUCUGUUAACGGAUUGGUAUUCAGACGAGGCACGAAUCAACUAUAUAGCUGUAGCUCUGAUCGAACGAUCAAGUUGUGGAGUUUGGACGAAUUGACCUAUGUGGAAACAUUGUUUGGUCAUCAAGAUGAGGUUAUGGCAAUUGAUUCGUUGGCAUAUGAGAGGUGUGUAACCGUGGGUGCUAGGGAUAAAAGUGCGAGAUUAUGGAAGAUCGUGGAUGAGACACAGCUAGUAUUUAGAGGUGGCGGCGAAGGCAAAGUCAGGAGAAGAGCGGAACCAGAGGCUGUUCAAGAGGUGGGAUAUACAGAGGGAAGCAUUGAUUGUGUAUGUAUGGUUGAUGAGGAGCACUUCGUGACGGGUAGCGACAAUGGUUCCAUAUCACUAUGGUCGCUACAUAAAAAGAAGCCGGUAUUUACGAUAAGAACGGCGCACGGUUUACGGCCAUCGAUAAACCCAUCCGAUCAUUCUGCAGAAGCAAAUCCGGAGGAUGUCAACGUUCCUCGGCAACCUUAUUAUAUCACUGCACUAGCGGCAAUUCCUUAUUCCGAUGUAUUUUUCUCUGGAAGUUGGGAUGGAUGUAUCCGGGUAUGGAAGAUUUCAGAAGAUAAAAGGAGUAUUGAAUCAGCCGGAGUGAUUGGGGCUGGGGCUGGGGGACAGGAAGCAGAAGAAGGAGGCGUGAUGCUAGACGAAGCAGAGUCACGGACACCCUUCAGAGGUGUUGUUAACAGCCUGGCUGUUUACGAGAAAAAUUCUGGUCGGGAAGACGAGAGCUGCGUGGUUAUCGCAGGCAUUGGACAAGAGAUGAGGAUGGGUAGAUGGCUAAGAAUUAAGGGUAGGAACGCGGCGGUUAUGUUUGUUGUUGAUAGGUUGGGGAGGAAGGUUAAUGGGGCGUCUUGA